This is a messenger RNA of Histoplasma capsulatum G186AR, 2892 nucleotides long. RefSeq names its product condensin complex component cnd2. The transcript has 3 exons. Gene Ontology annotation, molecular function: chromatin binding. Gene Ontology annotation, biological process: mitotic chromosome condensation. Gene Ontology annotation, cellular component: condensin complex. The coding region runs from base 1 to 2676 and encodes 891 amino acids. The record is from RefSeq and is a predicted model, not a curated record. Lineage: Eukaryota; Fungi; Ascomycota; Eurotiomycetes; Onygenales; Ajellomycetaceae.
AUGCCUCGAGUCGUCAACCCCCCCCAAAAGAGCCAUGGGCGUGGAUCUUCCAAACAGGUCACCACGCCGCGCAAGAAUUCUCCGAUGAAGAUCCCACUAAACGACGAUGCGGGUGAGAAGGUUGCGCGCUUUCAGUCCCGACAGGCCCUCCAUGAUCUUCAAAUGAAUCAGAUAAAAGCGGCGGUCAAGACGCCCAUGCCACCAAUGCGCAAGAUCAACAGCUAUGACCGAGCAUCGAGCAGUAGCCCGCGAACCCCGCGCGGCUCCGGCGCGAGAACAGGAGGCAGAGAAACCGAUUCAGGCGGGCGGCAGAUCGUCAAUGGCAGAGCAGUAACGCCUAUGAAACGAGUGCCUAUCUUGGCAAAUUUCGAGGAGUGGAUGAAGAUGGCCACUGAUAAUAAAAUUAACGCGGCCAAUUCGUGGAAUUUCGCUCUCAUUGAUUACUUCCAUGAUAUGUCACUACUAAAGGAAGGCGACGGGGUUAAUUUCCAGAAGGCUAGUUGCACGCUUGAUGGAUGCGUAAAAAUCUAUACGAGUAGGGUUGACAGUGUUGCGACUGAAACGGGCAAGUUGCUCAGUGGAUUGGCGGAUAGCAAUAAUAAAAAACGGCAGCAAGAUGAGGGCGAGGGCGGUGAAGGUGACAAUGAUGAGGAUGAUGAAGAGGAGGAGACUGGUGAGGAUGGCACGAAGAGAAAAAAGCAGAAGAAGACACGAUCACACGAAAGUACCCUGGCACCUUCCUUUGCUUCCCUGCAAUUGAAGAAGUUUGAACUAGAGUUUGCUGUCGAUCCACUAUUCAAGAAAGCUUCAGCAGAUUUCGACGAAGGGGGUGCAAAGGGGCUUCUUCUGAACCACCUUUCAAUCGAUGGCACCGGUAGGAUUGUAUUUGACAGCAGCGAUGAUGCCUGUGAUGCCACACCAGAUGGUGAUUGGAACCCCAGAAAGGAUGGUCGGGAAGGGACUGCGGAGACGGAUGCACCCCCGUCACCCUCACCAGCACCACAAACUAAUGGUUGGGACGACGAAAAUGUUGAAAUUGACCUUGGGCCGUUAGCGAACAAAUUCUUUUCAAAUCUUGAUAGUUUGGAUGAGCAAGAUAUCUGUCCCUCAUUGAAAGAUUUUGAUCUCGGUGACCCAAGUGGCUCGAUCGAUAUUCCUUUCCUGCGUGCGCCUGAUGAUUGGCGACAGGAUAAGUCACAACUCGAACCAGGUGUUGGUGACGCUUCUGGUAUUAUGCUAGAUGAUGACAUUGCUGUCGGGUUUGACGACGACGACGGGACUAUCACAGGUUUUGACCUUGGCGGCGACACAGGCUUCGGUGAAGGUGGUGAGGCGUGGGCCAGGGAGGCUGCUCUUGAGCCUAUGCUAAAAGUGCACCGUAUUGAUGGCGGCGAUGAGGGUAUGGAUUCAGAUUCUAAUGAUCCGUACACGAUUUCUCUUUCACAUCAGCCCGCUGCCAAAGAGCAUGACAACAUUCUCAGCUAUUUCGACAAUGCUUUACAGAAAAAUUGGGCUGGACCCGAACACUGGAAAAUCCGACGCAUCAAAUUCCACCACAUUGCAUCCACUAAUGCGGCUCCUCGGAUACGCAAAGAAAAAGAACCCUUUGAAAUUGAUUUUGCUUCGCCUCUUGACCCUACUCUCGCCGAAAUGAUCUAUUCCCAGUCAUCUUCUAACUCCGCUAUAUCCCUGCCAAAAACACAAUGGAAGACCAAAGGUAGAAACCUGCUACCGGAUGAUAAGCACUUUAACUCACGAGAACUACUUCGAUUGUUCCUCAAACCCAAGGCCAGAAUGGGAUUCAAAUCGCUCGGGAAAACCCAAAAAAAUAAAGACCAACAAAAUAUCUCAAACAAUAACGAAAUGGACGAGGCAUUUUGGGCUGCACAUAAAUCCAGUGCCGGGCAAACCAGCAUGGAUGAGAGUGCUGCCCCUACAGGCGCUUAUGACGCCAACUUCUUUGCGGAUGAUGAGGGUCUGGCUUUCCCACAUGGGCUUCCCAUGGGAGGUGAUGGUGAUGACGAUAACUUGCCAUUCGCCGAUGCGAGAGAAGCAUUUUCGCCUGCCAUGGACCCUAAUGCUCGCCCAAGCACAGCUGCCGGUGAAGCUGGCGGCCUCUCUGGACUCACUGCUUUGUUAAAUGCUGCUGCAACUCCAGGAGGAGCGCUUGCAGGUGGUUUCGGGUCUCAACUUGUUACUCAAGGGGGCCGAAGAGUACGGCCUGAGUACGUUGCUUAUGCUAGAGUAGCUAAGAAGGUCGAUGUACGACGAUUAAAGGAAGAAAUGUGGAAGGGUAUGGGUGACCGAUUAAUCGCGUCGUCAGCUUUCAGCUCGUCAUCCCCUUCGGCAGCGGUAACCUCGAUAGACUCGCCGAAACAUACAGAAAUUCCAACCUCCGCGCCUACAGAACCGACAGACCAGGCGCAAGACGAUGCUGGCGAGGAUGAAAAGAGUCUUCGAUUCACAUCCUUAAUGCAGGGGCUCAAAUCAGCAUAUCCUGAACAGGCAUUGCGCGAUAUUAGUACCUCGUAUUGUUUCAUCUGUUUGCUUCACCUGGCUAAUGAAAAAGGCCUGGUGCUGGAGAAUAAAGGUGGGAUGGAUGGGUGGGGGGGUAAGGGACUGGAGGAAAUUUAUGUGACCAAAGAUCCAGGUGCUGUUAUUGAAGGAGAGGCGUAGAAUGCCACAUGAUAUCCAAGACCCAACGUCCACUCGUCGGACCAAGGCGGAGGGGGCGUAGAUGUGCUUUGUUUGACAUGGUUUGAUUUUCGUGGUACAAUCCUAUCAUCCUAGACGGAUGGAUACGUUUUUUUUUUGAUGUAGUUGGUUUGUGUAAUAGCUCGUCUGAAUGGGUUUCUUGGGUAAAUUGAGGUUCCAUAGUACCUACUCCUUUUU